Jaminaea rosea is the source of this 1979-nucleotide messenger RNA. RefSeq lists its product as hypothetical. The record is from RefSeq and is a predicted model, not a curated record. Bases 18 to 1598 code for a protein of 526 amino acids. The transcript has a single exon. Gene Ontology annotation, biological process: DNA-templated transcription initiation. Gene Ontology annotation, cellular component: transcription factor TFIID complex. Lineage: Eukaryota; Fungi; Basidiomycota; Exobasidiomycetes; Microstromatales.
CAUCACCCUCACCGCCCAUGGCCUCACCAGCCAACGGCGUCGGGCCAACCCAGCAUGCCUCUAGUCCGUCCGCUCCCGCACAAUCACCAGCAUCACAGCCACACCCGCCCAGCUCGGCAGCGGCUGCUGCCGCCAUCCAGCAAGGCUUCCAGCCAAACGCAUCACAGCAUCUCGUCGCUCAUCCCUUCAGAGCGCCGGGAUCGGGGCAAGGAAACGCUGGCCCAUCUACUUCGUCCUCUUCCAAUCAGAAUGCGAGCUCCAGCUCGAACUCGAACGCGAACUCAUGGGUCGCAGCAGGCGGUAUCGAUCUACGCGCAGAGGAGGAAGCUCUCCGAGCAGGGGAACGUCAGGCACCACCGCCGUCGGACCCCUACUCCAACUCAACGCAGCGCGGUCAAACAGGCGCUGCUGCCUCAUCCUCUGCGUCCUCUUCCUCCUCGUCGACGGGCUACCUGCAACUGCUCCCUCUAGCGCAAAUGGUACACCGCACCUCCUCCUCGUACGAUAUAAACGACGUGGACCCAGAAGUGCUCAACAUCCUCUCUGCGGGGGCGAGGAUUCGUUUUCGCAACCUCCUCGAAGGAAUGGUGCGCGCGGCGAGACAUCGUGGUUGGAGUGAUGCGGAGCGGGAGCCUCCGCUUGAGGAGGGCAGUCGGGGGAAGAAGGAUGGGAAGCAAAAGGAGAAGAGACCACUCUAUCACGAGGAGCUGCUGAGCGAUCCGAGCAAAUGGCUUAGGGCGCUAGAGAAGGCGGAGCGUGGGCAAGAAGCGGUGAUGCGGAGGAAGAGGGCACAGCUACGUGCCGAGAGGGAGAGGAGGGAAGCCGAGAGGGCUGCCGGCGUGUCCACACCGCUGGCUAGCAAGGACGGCGCCAAUGACGACUCUAUAAUGGACGGUGGUGCGGGCGACGACACUGAAGAGGGCGGCUCAUCGCGCAAGAAGGCGAAGCUCGCGACGAACGCGAGUAGCAGCGCGAAUGGCGGCGGAGGAUCAGGAUCAGCGCCCGGUUCAGGCGAUGGUACUACAGGCCCUUCGACCCCGACGGCAGCACCAAUCGCAUCCAACGCGACGGCGAGUAUGAGUGCAAAGAACAUGUCCGACGACGUGCGUCGGCGCCUCGCAAACAAUACGGCAGCAAGAGCGUUGGGUAGUUUGGGCGGGUCGAUGCCCAAGUGGAUGACGAUGGGUGGUGGAGCCGGCGCGGGGGCGGGGGGAGGAGGAUUCGGGUCAGCAGGUGGAGAGGGCGGGAUGAGCCCCGCAAGCAAUCUUCCCAAACCACGCUUCGCUCCUCAACCCCCCGUGCAGCAGCAGGAGGGCAACCAAGCAGGCUGGGCACGCGCUCCCUCGGGCAAGGCUGGCUCGCCCAUCGCGAGGGAAGGGACGGUGAAUCCACAAGGCUGGGGUGACCUCUCCCUUCGAGCUCUGGCUAAGCAGGAAGAGGAGAGGAAGAAGCGUAAACGCGUCUUGCUGAGCGAUGCCUUCCAUGCGCUGGAGAUGGAGAGGCGGAAUGGCGGGGGUGGGAGCAGUGGCGGGGAUAGAGUCGUAAUGCGAUGGAGGGCGCUGGGAGGGAAGGAAGGGAAGGAGGGGCAGGAGCAGUGAGAGCGGUGACCAUGGCGAUGCGUUGCAAUUGUACAAAAUAAGAUGGCGUCCAGCCCACAAAGAGGCGGACGAUCGAUUACAGAGACCCGGUUGUAGUGGUACGACUCUCCAAUGUCCUCCCGCGCGACUGCACUUCCCUCAAGUACCCGCGCGGCCCCACCUUCCAUGCCUUCGCGAACACAAAGAGCGGGAUGGUGGAAAGGGCGAGGGACACGCAUGCUAGGAGAAAGGAGGCCCAAUUGAGGCCCAACCUCGUGUACAUAGGCUGCGCCGCCAAGGGCAGAAAGGCGAUGAAGCUAUUCUCCCCCAAAGCGAGGGCCGUCAUUGCGCUCCCGGCCACGUCGGCGUAGGCGUCCACAACGUAUGAGGCGACGCAAUUGA